Molecule: messenger RNA, 672 nt
Organism: Daucus carota subsp. sativus
Lineage: Eukaryota; Viridiplantae; Streptophyta; Magnoliopsida; Apiales; Apiaceae
Product: secreted RxLR effector protein 161-like
Exons: 1
Coding region: 1-672 (223 amino acids)
Source: RefSeq, a predicted model, not a curated record
AUGUAUCUUGCCAAUUGUACACGUCCCGAUAUUGCAUUUUCUGUUAACCUUUUGGCAAGAUAUAGUUCUGCUCCAACUCGAAGACAUUGGACUGGCGUGAAACAAAUAUUUAGAUAUCUUCGAGGAACAAUGGAUAUGGGUUUGUUUUAUUCUAAAGACUCAAAAAUUGAAUUAGUUGGUUAUGCAGAUGCUGGAUAUCGGUCUGAUCCCCACAAAGGUAGAUCUCAAACAGGUUAUGUAUUCACAUAUGGUGAUACCGCAAUAUCUUGGAGGUCUACAAAGCAGACUCUUGCAGCAACUUCUUCGAAUCAUGCUGAAUUAUUGGCACUACAUGAAACUAGCCGGGAACGCGUGUGGCUAAGGUCUUUGGUCCAUCAUAUUCGAGAAUCAUGUGGUCUUUCAGUUAAUAAAGGAACUCCUACUAUUCUUUACGAAGAUAAUGAAGCAUGUAUCACUCAGACCAGGGAAGGCUACAUUAAAGGAGAUCGAACAAAGCACAUUGAUCCGAAAUUCUUCUUCACUCACGAACUUCAGCAGAGGGGAGAUAUUAAUGUUUGUCAAAUUCGCUCAUGUGAAAAUCCAGCAGAUUUGUUUACAAAAGCACUUCCAACAUCUUCUUUCGAGAAGUUAGUACACAAGAUUGGAAUGCGCAAACUUCGGGACAUCUUGUAG